Molecule: messenger RNA, 2927 nt
Organism: Sitodiplosis mosellana (orange wheat blossom midge)
Lineage: Eukaryota; Metazoa; Arthropoda; Insecta; Diptera; Cecidomyiidae
Gene: Mo25
Product: protein Mo25
Exons: 10
Coding region: 523-1758 (411 amino acids)
Biological process (GO): intracellular signal transduction
Molecular function (GO): protein serine/threonine kinase activator activity
Source: RefSeq, a predicted model, not a curated record
GUCAAAUGUAUCAUCAUUCGAAGAUUUUCUACAUUUUAUGUUUUUUUUUUUCAUUAGUUCUUUACGCUAUUAUACGCCAAUCGCAAACUGUUUCCAGCAGUGGUGAGACCUGUGCUACGAGUUUGACGGACACGACAUCAAAACUAUACGGAAAGAAAGAGAAAAAAGAACCCCAAAAAAUCGAAAUCUAUUUGCAGUUUUUUUUCGUCGACGAUUUUUUCUUUCUUCUUCAGUGUGUUGUGUGCGGUGUUUUAAUUCUAGAAAUCAAUAAAGUGCAUUGGAGCCAAUACGCUAAAAGAAAAUCCAACAGGCUUAAACAAACCGAACCAACAAGAGAAAAAAAAAGAAACAUAAAACAUUUCUUGUGGCGCCUUUUUGUUCUUUGCUUUGGCGAGGAAUUCAAGAGCUCCAACGAAUCACAAUUGAACUAAAGAGCAAACAAAGACAUUCGGCCAUUGGCACGCGCAUUGAUUUCAUCCCAAUCUAAGGUCAUAUUACGAAGUAAGCCACCACCACAACAACAUGCCGCUCUUUGGGAAAUCACAAAAGUCACCGGCCGAAUUGGUGAAAGCACUGAAGGAAGCCGUUACUGCACUGGAGCGAGGCGAUAAAAAGGCGGAAAAGGCUCAAGAAGACGUUAGCAAAAAUUUAGUUCUUAUCAAAAACAUGUUGUAUGGAACAUCCGAUUCGGAGCCACAAACUGACUACGUCGUAGCACAACUGUCACAAGAAUUGUACAACAGCAAUUUAUUGUUACUUUUGAUUCAGAAUCUGAAUCGCAUUGAUUUCGAGGGCAAGAAAGAUGUGGCACAAGUUUUUAAUAAUGUACUUAGACGGCAAAUUGGCACUCGGUCACCGACUGUUGAAUACAUUUGCACAAAACCGGAAAUUCUAUUUACGUUAAUAGCUGGCUAUGAACACCAAGAAAUCGCACUGAACUGUGGAACAAUGUUACGUGAAUGCGCACGGUACGAAGCAUUGGCCAAAAUUAUGUUACAUUCAAAUGAAUUCUUCAAUUUUUUCCGUUACGUUGAAGUUUCAACAUUUGACAUUGCAUCUGAUGCAUUUUCUACGUUUAAGGAACUACUAACACGUCAUAAAAUGCUGUGUGCUGAAUUCUUGGAGGCAAACUAUGACCAGGUGUUUACACAUUAUCAGCAAUUGUUAAGCUCAGAGAAUUAUGUAACACGUAGACAAAGCUUAAAACUAUUGGGCGAAUUGCUAUUGGAUAGACAUAACUUUACAGUAAUGACUCGGUAUAUUUCAAACCCAGAAAAUUUGAAGCUUAUGAUGAAUAUGCUAAAAGAGAAAUCGCGUAAUAUUCAAUUUGAAGCCUUCCACGUGUUCAAGGUUUUCGUGGCAAAUCCAAACAAACCGAAGCCAAUAUUGGAUAUAUUGCUGCGAAAUCAGGAGAAAUUGAUAGACUUCCUAACGAAAUUUCACACCGAUCGAUCGGAAGACGAGCAGUUUAACGACGAAAAAGCCUAUUUGAUUAAGCAAAUCAAAGAACUGAAACCGAUAGCAAGCAGCAGUGCAGCUGGUGCAUCAUCAAAUGCUGGCGGUGGUGGUGGUGGCGGCAGCAGUGGUUCGGCCGCCAAUUCGAAUGCGACAACACCGACCACACCCCCCGGUCCAUCAAUAUCGGGUUCAGGAGCAGCACCCGAGCUAGAUUCACCGAUAGCGUCGAUUGUGGAUGUUGUCGAAGCGGAGAAUGCAGCCGCAGUUCCAGCUCCAUCGGAUCACUCCAAAGACCAAUAGUUUAUUAUUAUUGAAACAAUUUUAUUUGCCAUUGCCGACCCAAACAAUAAUUCGCAUACACACGGGGAUUUGCUCGGGGAUGUCCACAGCAGCCUAUUACUAUCAAAACCAAGUUUAGUAUUUUAACAUCGUUUGAGGCAUUCUUCGAAUGGAAAAUGGGUAUUCAGUUGAAAAGAAAUUGAUUGAUUUGCUUUUUGGUCUGUUCAUUCGUUCAUUCUGUCUAGCACAUCAAUUUUAAAACUCUUAUGCGUGGGAAUCCCAAAGGAGCAAUGACAAUGUGUACGAUUACGUUCCUAAGUGCUUGAAAAAUUCAAUAAAAUUAGAUGUUUACACGUGUACUAAUUUAUUAUAAACAAGGAAGUGAAAGAAACGAACCAACAUCGUAUCGUGUGCGGCUUAAAAGUCUCUCUGCCUCUCUCUCUGUCUAUCUAUAUCUCUUGGACAUCGAGCAGAAUUGCAGGUGGAACACAAUAAAUGUUGUGAGAUCUAGAAAAAUAUCUAUCAGUAAAUAUAUCACUGAAACGCUUUAGAAUCAGCCUUCAAAACUAAUUUUGAACUUGAAUUUUUUUUUUGUUCAUCGAUGCAAUGGAUUUUAGAUGUAAAUCGAUUGUCAAUCAUUUUCGCUUGGAACCAUUUCAACCCUUCGUUUUUUUUUGUUAGGAAAGAAACACGUUUCAAUCGAAUUUAUGUUUGAAACAACGACCAUUGCACAGGUAUUGAAUAUUCGCAUGAAAUGUCGGGACACUUAAAGCGGUGCGUAUGGCAGGAUUAGACAAUAGGCAGUUUUUUUAUUGAAUCAAAUAGGAAUUUAUCAAUUGAAACAAAAAAUAUGAUGAACGGAAAAAUGACAGAAUCUGUAAUAGUAAUAAUUUUUUUUUGCAUCACAGCGAAUGGAAUGUGCAUUGAAUAUUGGUUUAGCUACUAGGUUUGUCUUGUAAGGUCAAUGAUAACCGUGAAUUGAUUGAAUGAGCUGGGCGAAAAAAUAAGAUGAUAUUUAAAAAAAAAAUCAAAUAAAUUAUCACAACCAAACCAAAUUGACUGAGAGAGAAAAUCAUCAUCACUUUUACAGAAGAAAAAAUCAAUACAAAAACCAAAAUUGGCUCUUACAGUGAACAAAACAAAAUUGAUCAUUUAUUAUUACUGCAAACAAUAAAAUAUCUCAAACAAAA